Molecule: messenger RNA, 3125 nt
Organism: Sebastes umbrosus (honeycomb rockfish)
Lineage: Eukaryota; Metazoa; Chordata; Actinopteri; Perciformes; Sebastidae
Gene: entpd4
Product: ectonucleoside triphosphate diphosphohydrolase 4
Exons: 13
Coding region: 306-2162 (618 amino acids)
Biological process (GO): nucleoside diphosphate catabolic process
Cellular component (GO): membrane
Molecular function (GO): nucleoside diphosphate phosphatase activity
Source: RefSeq, a predicted model, not a curated record
CAGUGUGUUGCGUGUUAUCCGGACAACGCGGAGACUAAAAUCAAACGCACCUUUGGCUGGGGACAUACCACGUCACUCACCGGAGACCUGCUGCCACAUACUCGCUAGCACUACCACAGCGGUGAGCAUCUGGCUGCACUAGAAAUGUCGGUAUCUCUAGAAAAGCGGGGACUUUCACACAUUUAUUAGUCAUGAUGACAAGUGAGGGAAACGGGAUGGAGCCGUGGAACAAGCCAAAGCUCCCAUCUUCAGCUGACUGAUUCUCGAUUUACAAUUCAAUCACACCAACAAAGACAAUCUGCAUCAUGGGAAGGAUCAGCUUUUCGUGCCUUUUCCCAGCCCCGUGGCAUUUCAGCAUCUCAUCCCAGGUCCUUCCUCGGCUCCUGACACCAUCCCUCAGACAGCUCCUCUUCAUCGGCCUGGUGCUCUGCCUCAUCGGACUGCUCUACCUGCUGCUCGCCACUGGGAAGGGCCACGCCAGCUGGAUCAGAGAGGAAAAUCACUUCCACAGGCACUUGGCAAGGGUGACAGAUGUGGAUGCGACAGAUACAAGCAACCCCAACCUGAACUACGGCCUGGUGGUGGACUGUGGCAGCAGUGGCUCCAGGGUGUUUGUGUACUGUUGGCCCCGGCAUAAUGGUAAUCCCCAUGAACUGCUGGACAUUCAGCAAAUGAGAGAUCAACACCGCAAGCCAGUGGUCAUGAAGAUCAAACCGGGUAUCUCUGAAUUGGCUAAAACACCUGAGAAAGCCAGUGAUUAUAUCUAUCCACUGCUGAGCUUCGCAGCCCAACACAUUCCCAAAAACAAGCACCAAGAAACCCCCUUGUACAUCCUGUGCACGGCCGGAAUGAGAAUCCUUCCUGAAAGUCAACAAGAAGCACUUCUUGAGGAUCUGCGAACAGACAUCCCAGUUCACUUCAACUUCCUCUUCUCCGAUUCCCACGUGGAAGUGAUUUCUGGAAAACAGGAAGGUGUCUAUGCAUGGAUUGGAAUAAACUUUGUCCUCGGAAGGUUUAACCACGUGCACAAUGAUGGGGAAGCUGUAGUGGAGGUGCACGUCCCAGGCAGCGACCAGCAGGAGGCGCUGCAGAGGAAAAGGACUGCAGGUGUCUUGGACAUGGGCGGCGUCUCCACACAGAUCGCAUACGAAGUGCCCAAAACUGUAAGCUUUGCUUCUCCACAGCAGGAGGAAGUUGCAAAGAACUUACUGGCCGAGUUCAACUUGGGGUGUGACGCACAUCGCACAGAGCAUGUUUAUCGUGUUUAUGUGUCCACCUUCCUGGGUUUUGGAGGAAAUGCCGCGCGCCAAAGAUACGAGGACAGCGUCAUCAGAAAUACUGCCACUCGAAACAAGCUCUUAGGUCAGCAUAACGGUGAGACAGCAGAGUCUCCCCUCCUGGACCCUUGUCUACCCGCAGACCUGCAGGAUGAAAUUGGCACAUCUCCGCAGAAGCUCUACCUGCGAGGCACAGGAGACUUUGACCAGUGCAGACUGAUCCUCCAGCCGUUCCUCAACCGCACCAAUGAGACCCUCACCUCCCUCAGCGGCAUCUACCAGCCAACCAUCGACUACAGCAACAGCCAGUUCUACGGCUUCUCUGAGUUCUACUACUGCACGGAGGACGUGCUGCGCAUGGGCGGGGAUUAUAACGCUUCCAAAUAUGCCCAGGCUGCCAAGAAUUACUGCUCCACCCAGUGGAAGACUCUGAGCGAACACUUUGACUCUGGCCUGUACGCCUCACAUGCUGAUCUUCACAGGCUGAAGUACCAGUGUUUUAAAUCAGCAUGGAUGUAUGAAGUAUUGCACUCAGGCUUCUCUUUCCCGGCCAAUUAUAAAAACCUGAAGACCGCCCUGUUGGUCUAUGAUAAGGAGGUCCAGUGGACUCUUGGAGCUAUUCUCUACAGAACACGGUUUCUGCCUUUGAGGGACAUCCAGCAGGAAAGUCUGAAAGGCGUUCACUCUCACUGGCGGCACAGCUUCUCCUUCGUCAACAACCACUACCUAUUCCUGGCAUGUUUCUUCAUUGUGUUGCUGUCUAUUAUGCUGUACUUGCUGCGACUCCGUCGCAUCCAUCGGCGCACGGCGCAGCGCUGCACCCCUUCCUCUGUGCCGUGGUUGGAGGAGGGCCUUGGCUCACCCACGCUCCCUAUCAACCUCUAAACUUUCUAGAGCAUAAAGUCUGGAAAGCAUGUCUGACUUUCCAAAGCCCAUCUCAUUUUCCCUCUGAGGCCAUCUGCUUGUUCAGUCUGCUACCCUGAAAACCCCUCUACGAGUUGAAACAGAGAUGGUAGUGAGAAGUGGACGUACGAGGAAGAUCUUAUGUGAGUCUUCAGGCUUACCUGAGCCAUGAAAAUAUGUGUUUAAAUUAUUUUGUUUCAUAAUGACGUGUCUUUUUUAGAAUUCACGUUCUUGCUUUUUCUUGUCUCCUGAUGUCUUCUAUUUUAUUUCUAAAAAAAGACGAACACAACGGUACUUUGCUCGCUGGCAAAUCUUCCACACCCAAAUGAAUAUGUAGUCUAUACUUUGACCUUCACAAAAUUGGACAUAUUGGACAUUUGCCUUUUUUUAUGCCUUGUAUGUCUAUGAUCACAUCUUUUCUUUUUUGUUUUUAAAGUUGUUAAAUGGUACAAGCACUCCAUUUCUACAGGAAACUCAAAUGCAAUACGAUUUAUAAUGUGUGGAAGGAGCACUUUGUAAUGCAGUUGAGAUGUACUUCCCAGCUGGAAUGGUCUUUUUUUUUGUGUGUGUGUGUCUUUCGCAAAUUGUCCUGCCUCAACAAGACAAGUAGCCUUUUAAUAGCUAUACUAGUGCAAUACAUGUCUUGUCACUGUUGGGGAACCCUCCAAAACACAUCUUCUCUUUUGUCGAGAGGUUUGAUCUCUCUUAAAGCCCUGCUGAAAUUCUUCUUGUGUUGGAUCGUCUGACUUUUAAGUUGGAUACCGUUGCAUAUAUUUACGUUGGGCUUCAUUUUCAGAAGCUGUCAUAUCACUGCUGUGAGGGGAUCAUAAGCGAGAGCACAUGCCCAAUUAUUUAUAUGAAAACGGUCCACAGUGAAAUGUUUGCACAGAUGAAUGCAAAAUAAGUGUUGUCACAUUGCAAUUGAAUAAUAAAGAUUUUACGGUA